GAGACCGGACAGUCGAGCCCCGACGGUGGCGUCUGGACGCGCGCGCCUUAUCGCCCUUAUCGCGAACGGCGUCCGACAGACACGGCGAGGGGGGGCUUUAAGAAGCGGCGUCGGCUCCGAGGAGGUAGAGACAUCGCGAGAGUCGUCGAAGGCAAGGCGCACAGACGGGACGCACCACGGACCCACCGCGGAGUCGCGAUGUCGCGGACCGAACUGGACGAAACAGCUGUGGAGAAUUUCCUGGAGUACCUGCGGAUCCCGUCGGUGCAGCCGGACGUCGAUUACGAUGAGUGUGUGGCAUUCCUAACUAGACAGGCGCAGUCCCUCGACUUGCCGAUCAAAGUCUAUCACGUACAUCCCAGGAAGCCGAUUGUAGUUUUAACAUGGGUGGGAACGCAACCGACGAAAUCAUCGAUUCUAUUGAACAGUCACAUGGACGUUGUACCUGUCUUCGAGGACAAAUGGACCUAUCCGCCGUUCAGCGCUCACAUGGACGAGCAGGGCAACAUCUACGCUCGCGGCAGCCAAGACAUGAAGUGCGUGGGAAUACAGUACUUGGAGGCGAUUCGCAGAUUGAAACUGAAUGGACAACGCUGCCAACGAACUAUCCACGUCUCUUUUGUCCCGGACGAGGAGAUCGGCGGUGUUCUGGGAAUGAAAGACUUUGUGCACACCGCCGACUUCAAAGCCCUGAACGUCGGUUUUGCGCUGGAUGAAGGUGUGGCCAGUCCGUUCGAGAACUACUACAUGUUCAACGGAGAAAGGUCGAUCUGGCACAUUGAAAUAAAGUGCGCGGGCAAUCCCGGUCACGGAUCAAUUAUGCUAGACAACACGGCUGGAGAAAAAUUGAGAGUCGUAAUCGAUCGCUUCAUGGACUUCAGAGCCUCCGAAAAAGCGAAACUUGAUAAAGACCCUAAGAAAUUGGCGGUUACACUCGGCGGGGUGACGUCUGUAAAUCUGACGAAAAUUUGGGGUGGUGUACAGUCCAAUGUUAUACCCACCGACCUCAGUGCUGUGUUCGAUGUCCGCCUAACACCUUCCGUUGAUCACGAGGAAUUCGAAGCUACUAUCAAGCGCUGGUGCGAGGAAGCUGGGCCAGAUGUAACCUACUCCUUCGAACAGAAAAAUCCUAAAAUCGAAAGCACCAAGCUCGAUGAUUCUAAUCCCUUCUGGAUUGCCUUUAAAGAGACUUGUGAUGAAAUUGGUGUCGAUUUGGAAACUGGCAUUUUCCCAGGAGGCACAGAUAGUCGUUUUGUGCGAGAGGUGGGCAUUCCUGCUCUUUGCUUUUCACCAAUGAACAGGACAAAGAUACUUCUUCACGAUCACGACGAGUAUCUGAACAAGGAUGUAUUCCUGAAUGGAAUUGAGAUAUAUACCAAAAUAAUACCGAGCGUUGCAAGUGUUUAAACGGACGCCCAGUAUGCUACACAUCAGAUACCAAAAGUGCCAUAGUCGGAUAUUUGGAGCUAGCUAGUAGCUCGUUCGGCCUGAUUUUUACCACUGAUAAGCUUAUUAGUCUGUUGCAUUCAAGAGAUCGCAAUUAACGUGCAAUAAUAUACUGAGUCAAUAUAUAAAUAUAUAUAUUUCUACAUUGCAUUUAUAUAUAGAUGUUACGCCUAUUUCAAAUUUUAUUGUUGGAUGGAUAUGUUUGAAGAUAUUUAUUCGAAUGAGAAGCAAUAUAAGAGAAGGAGAGUGAAGCAAAUAUUUGUGAAGAGACAACGAGCAAUAAUUCAAAUCUCAAAAUGGCGAACGGCAAAGAAUAUCAAAUUCAGAAGAUAAAUGGAAGUUGGACAUGGAUGCAUGAAUAACGACGUUGUCAAGGCAAUAUGGAAUUUGGUGGAUUGUUAAUACAGAAUCAAACGCUCAAGAAUUUGAUGAAGACAGUAAAGAGAACAACAGUGCUGUAAACGGAACCAAAGCAAUCUCUAAAAGUAUAGAGAAAUUCCUUCGCAUUAUAAUUUCUUCCAGUGAAGUACUCGCAGUAAAUACAGUACUCGCAUGAAAUAUAUGUACAGAUAUUAUAUAUUUAGAGAAGAUAUUUUUGUAAGGCUGAUUAAAAUGCACACAGAAGCGUGUACCUUCGCGAUGGAGACUCAAGAUCGAACCACCGAGGGAAACGGAGCCACGAACGCCCUGUGUACGUUGAAACGACGAAAUUAAAUAGACUGAAAUAAUCGAAAUGUUUUGUAAUACGUAUUUUAAGGAAGUAUUGCAGAGAGAGAGAUGUAUUCAGGUGGUGAGCAAAUAUGUUACGAAUAAAGGUACGGAGAAAUAUAUGUA
This is a messenger RNA of Temnothorax curvispinosus, 2280 nucleotides long. RefSeq names its product aminoacylase-1-like. Gene Ontology annotation, cellular component: cytoplasm. The coding region runs from base 199 to 1407 and encodes 402 amino acids. Gene Ontology annotation, molecular function: aminoacylase activity. The record is from RefSeq and is a predicted model, not a curated record. Lineage: Eukaryota; Metazoa; Arthropoda; Insecta; Hymenoptera; Formicidae. Gene Ontology annotation, biological process: amino acid metabolic process. The transcript has 5 exons.